Nilaparvata lugens (brown planthopper) is the source of this 5275-nucleotide messenger RNA. RefSeq names its product major facilitator superfamily domain-containing protein 6. The transcript is spliced from 12 exons. Gene Ontology annotation, cellular component: membrane. The coding region runs from base 73 to 2445 and encodes 790 amino acids. The record is from RefSeq and is a predicted model, not a curated record. NCBI's taxonomy places the organism in Eukaryota, Metazoa, Arthropoda, Insecta, Hemiptera, Delphacidae.
ACGGUGGGGGAAGGGAGCCAUCAGGUCGAUAGGGAAAGCCUGAAGCCAGUCAGUGAAGGGACCGUCUCAGGGAUGGACAACUACACAGGACGACAGGAGAGUUACCCCAUGGGGCCACCCAUGGGGGGCGCAGCGGUGCCCCCAGGCGUGAGGCCUAUGGUGGACCCUGAGGCCCUCGGGGAAGUGGACCCUAAUCUCUACCCACAACCAAAGGAAUCCACACAUAAAAUCAGGGGUCGCUCGGAUAUCAUUGAGAUGCUCUGUGGAACGGUUGAUCAGGAGUUGUUGACUGUGAAGUCGUUCUAUUUCUUCUUUUACGCGGCUUUCGGGUCCCUGUUUCCCCUGAUGGGUGUCUAUUUCAAGCAGAUGGGUAUGAAUCCAACCCAGUGUGGUCUGCUCAUUGGGUCCAGGCCUUUUGUGGAGUUUCUGGCCGCGCCAUUCUGGGGGAGUCUUGCUGACAGAUGGCAAAAAGGCAAAAUGCUCCUGCUAGCGUCACUUUCGUGCUGGAUAAUCUUCACUCUCCCGUUGAGCUUCAUCCAACCGCCCGCAACUCUCUGUCUCGUAAAGAAGAACACGACAACCUACGGUCUGAAAAGUCCCGAGACGGUUCAACCCCGAGACCGCCUGGUCAAACGGGAGAUCCCAGGAUUCGAGCCCACAUUCAACGACGAUCAGCAGUCAACUUUUGACCCGGAAUCGUUGAUCAACCUGGACUCGAUCGAGGAAAGUCAUCAGACUCUGAUCAGGAGAACCCGGUCGGCUCACAACCAGAUUUUCGCCGGACAGUCGCCGCUCAACAUUCCCUUCAUCUCAGACUACAACGAGAAGCUGCAGAAGAAUCUAGUGAGGCCAGUGUUCAGCUCUAUUGUUUACACGACACAAGACAUCCAGAAAGCCUUCUUCCUGCUGCUGCUACUGGUGGUGAUUGGCGAGUUCUUCAGUGCGCCGGCCAUCACGUUGGCCGACUCGGCCGUGAUCACGAUCCUGGGCGAAGACGCCGACCGCUACGGCCAUCAACGGAUGUUCGGCUCGCUCGGCUGGGGCAUCUCCAUGUUCUUCGUCGGCAUCGCCCUCGACCACUCAACAGCCUUCCCCGGUCAUCCAUGUGGGGGACCCGACGAGCGCGAGAAGAACUACACCAUCUGCUUUGCGACUUUCUCGGUGCUAAUGGCGGCCGCCUUGAUAUCGGCCACGCAGAUCAAUUUCAAGUACGAGUAUCCACCAGAGGAAGUGGAGAAACCCCCUCCACCACCGCAGCCGACCAAGGAGGAUUACCUGCAGCAGGAGUUGGCACAACAGCUCAAUCUGCCGGCUCUCGCCGAAAACAGUGGCGUUCCUUCACAACCGCCACCCAAUGUUGGCAAGACACAAAUGUUUGCCCAAACAACAAGAGAAAUUCCAGAAUGGGUGACCGUUUUGAACUACUUCAAGAACUUGAAAUGUGGUUCAUUCCUAUUCGUUGCCUGGUUCAUGGGAUUCGGUAUUGGACUUAUAUUCACAUUCCUCUUCUGGCAUUUACAGGAUUAUGGUGGAUCACCAACAUUAUUCGGAGUAGCAUCAGUCAUCAAUCACAUAUCCGAAAUAUUCGCCUACUUCUUCAGUUUUAAACUCAUCACUCAAAUGGGCCACGUCAAAGUUCUUUGUUUGGGACUGGUGGGAAAUAUUCUGCGAUUCUUGUACAUUUCCUAUCUGAAGAAUCCAUGGUGGGUUCUGCCUUUCGAAUUCAUGCAAGGAAUCACUCACGCGGCAGUGUGGGCUGCCUGCUGUUCAUAUAUCGCGCACAACACACCUCAACACCUGAGGAGUUCGGCACAGGGAGUGCUGCAGGGCAUCCAUCACGGACUCGGCAGGGGCUGUGGCGCUGUCAUCGGCGGAAUGUUCGUCAACUAUUUCGGAACAACAGCCACAUUCAGAGGAUACGGUCUGUGCUGCGCCCUAGUUCUGGCCGGAUUUAUAUUCAUCAAUUUUUACCAUAAAGACACCGGAUUUGUAACCGACCUACCGCAGACUGAGGAUCCACAUCAGGUUGCUGAGGAAACGUCGCACCUGGCACCCCACGGUGUCCCCAGCAACCCGAUUCCGCGAGCUCUGUCGAGCAACCGGUUGCAUGACCUGUCGCAGCAGCCUGACAAUUACGCCACCUACGGCACAACCGGUGGCAAUCUAGACAUUCCCGGCGGUGGAGGCGCUGGAGGUGGAAGCACGAAUCCCUUCCGCACUGAUUACAAUAACUACAGGACAAAUAAUCUGAGCUCAGAAGAAGAGAAUAUUAAACGACACUUCCAGAUGUACACUGAAGUCCUAGCCCAAUACGAGACUAUCAACAAUGGCAAAAAUAUUACAAAUAACGAAAAUAACUAUGAAGACGGUAAUUCUACCAAAGCCACACUGACUCGUCUUCAUACUCAACAGCCUGCAAUAUCAGAAAACUCCUACGAUUGGUGAGGAGAUAUAUUUCAGGACUAUCGGUAUUCUGUGAAAAUCUAAUGAAUAAUAGUUUUAUUUUAAUGUACAUACAAUCUAAAUACUGUAGGGUGUACAUUAUAAACAAUGAUUAUAAAUACCAUUGAAUUAUCGUGUUAGUCCAAUUAAACUCUUGUUAACUAUGUGUACAUUGAACUGUAUAAAUAAUUAAAUUGUUGAAUCGAAUAUAAUAUAUGAGGAAACUCGAAAAUCUGCUUUUUAAGCUAGCAUAUAAAUAUGUAGCCAACGUACUCAACGAUAUAAUUAUGUUAAUUGAAUGCUAUAAGUAAUGUAAUUUAUCUUACUAAUAUAAUUUUUUAAAAAGAGAUCGAGUGAGCAAAUCAAUAUUAGUUUAAUAUAAAAGAAUAAAUCAUUCUUGAAAAGUUUGUUCAUAGAGGUUCAAAAACUAUAUAAAUGGUACAUAUAGAUAGUGUUAAGUAUAGGUAUAUCAGAUUCUGAUUUAUCGUGUGCAAUAUCUUCAUUGAAUAGUUUUAGUAGGAAUAUAAUUAUUUUCGACUUCUUGUUUGAUAAAGCGAUAUGAACACAUAAUUAACCAACUGGUUUGUGUGGAACUAUAUUUAAGACAUUCAGGUGAUUGAUGUGGAAACAGAAAUAAAAAAUGUAGGCUAUACAUGUUUGUGUUCAUUAAUUUGUUAUAAACAAAUUUGCUGAAAAAUAAUGAUUGAAACUCAGUGGAAAAUAAUAUUCUGAUGAUUUGGGAAGAUAAUGGCCAAUGAUACUUACAAGCUGUAGAGAGGAAACUCAUAUUAAAAUGAAAUUGGAAAAAGUAAACUUGGUAUAAAAUGUGUUGAUUAUAAUACGGUACUAUUAAAAAUACAAGUAGCAUGUUACUUUUAAAAGAGAUAUAUUACUUUUCAUAUAUUGUCUUGGACUUGGUGUGCAACUAAUAUUCAUUGGUCACUCAAGCAGCAAGAUUUAUCAUAGAAACAUGAUGAGUGAUGGGUAAUGGGUAAUGGGUGAUAUAAUAUUAGCAAGUAGAGUAUGCAAGAUUUAUUAUGUUUGCAAAUUUCAAUAGAAUGUUUUCUGAGGGUUGAUGCCGGUUCAAACUCUAGAUUUGUGCGUAGAUAAUGAAAAGGAUGAUAAUGAGAGAUGAGUGAAUCCAUAGUGAAGUGUAUUCCACCAGCAAGUGAUUGUUGGAAUCAUCAAUGACAUAUAUAAAGGAUUGUGAUUUGUGGAGUAAAUCGUAUUCAUUGAAGUACCCGUAUAGACCGAUUUGUGAUUACUGGUAUUGUAUGUAUAAGGCAUGAAAUAUUAAGCAUUUAUUAAUUAAAUUGACACUACACUACAUUAUUAAUAAUUCUAGAUGUUAUUUGAUGUAAUAUAUAUUUGUUGUACAGUAUGUAUGAAAUAAUUUAAUGCAUAUUUUUAAAAUGUUGAGAACAGUUUUUCAUUCAAAAUGGUGGAAAAUCUGUUAAUUUCUCUAGAAGUAAGAGUAUUUGGAACACCAAACCCACUGAGCUGAUUGAAAUUCAGUUCUAAGCCUUUAAAUUACAGCUUCUAAUUCGCUGUUAUUGAUUUCUCAGUGAUGUUCACUGAAUUUAAUUGCCUGUCCAAGUUCUCAUUGUUGUAUCACGAAAAUUAUUGCUGAAUAUACUGUUGAAUCCUUUUUGGAAAAUAUUUAAACUCAUACGAGCUCGAGAAUUACUUAUUUGCUACAUAUCAUGAAAUGUUCGCUAUGUAAUUUCCAUAAAGCUUGAAAAGUACAAAGUACAUGUCAAGUCUUAUUGUUAUUGUUGUUCAAAGCAAAGUUACCAGUGCUUAAAUGAAACAGCACACAGCAAUAAAAUGUAUAGGUACAAAAAUGAGAUAUACAAAAGUAUUGAUAAGUGGUUAUAAAGUAUAUUGUCUAUCGUAAUAUUAUAUUAUCCAUAUUGAGAAUUGGAUACUAUGUGUUUGAGUAUAGAGAAAAGAUUAUUCUAAUAGUUUUUUUCCAAUUUAUAUAACAAUAAGAAUAAGGGGAGACAUAAUUAUGGGAAAAGAAAAAUGCCGUAAUGAAUGAAAAAAUAUUGAGAGCAAAAUGAACCUUUGUACUCUGUUGAAUAUACUGUACUUGAAAAAAUCAAUUCUUACAAAUUAUUAUUGCUGAGAAUGAUUUGAAAGAUACAUUGUUGAAGUUGAAACUUGUCGUAAGACUCAGAUGGUAAGUCGGAAAAACAAUAAUUUCAAGCAAUAAAACUUUUGGAAGAAAUUAUAGUAUAAUUGAAUUCGAAAAAAUAUGAAAUCAAUAUCAUUUGAAUUUGGAAAAGCCAGGAAAGUGAAAAAGUGAAGAUACUGUGACUGAUAAAAGUGGAGUUUCCCCUAUUUAUCAUUCAUUUGAGAGAAAUUCGUUUAUCUAAAUUUGAGAAUAAUUUCAAACUAUUGAUAGGUAAUAUAGGCGGAAUAGUCCUAAACUCUGUAUAGUUAUAGGAAAGAUAUUGAAUUUCUUUCAGAUAAUUGCAUUAUUUUCAGAUAUCGAAUUCUGGAAAUCAAAGAAUUCAUUCAUAUUGAAAUAGGAAUAAAGUACAGUAUUUAUUUAUAAUAAUAAAACUUUCAUCAUAAAACUUUAUCCAGUGUUCAACUCUGUUUCUAUUACCUGAUAACCAACAUGUUUACAGUUUAAUAUUUGUUGAAUUUGAGAUCAAUAUAUAAUUUAAUGUAAGUCUUCGAAAUGUUAUUUGGAUUUGGAGCUCCAAAUCUUAUUGAAGGCACAAGAAGGUAGUAUGGUAAAAUAGUAUUUAUGGCAAUGUAACGAUGUGUAAGCACCAACUAUUCAGAAAGCACUUUAAGCCUUAAUUAAAAUUAUUUUAAAAUA